UGGGGAGACCAUGCAUGGAUCUAUGCUGUUACGAGGAUGGCGUUCUUCUGCUCUGUCUGUCGCAGCGGGUAUUUCGGAGUGGGCAUUGGCGACUCCGAUGGAUAUUUCGGUUCUGGUCCAUGAGAUUCAUGUUGAUGAUGAUGAUGAUGAUGGUAUUAAUCACGAUGAUGAACAACUGACGCAAAACUCCCAGUGGAAACCUAUAUCCGCCGUGUUCCGAGUCAGAAAGGCUGAAGAUGGACCCUGAUUCGAAGCUCUCAUGCGACCACGACGAAACCCAGACCUUCCCUGGGCUUCCGACAUGCCCAAUGAUUCAUGAUGGAUUAUUAUCGUCGGCUCUGAAACCCUGGAAGGCGAUGGAACGAACACAUGGCAAACUGACCGUCCCGAAACCAAAAAAAUUACAGAUACUCUGGUACGGGUGGAGUAAUGGUUCCAAGUGAAGGAAAUGAGAUUCCCCACUGUUCAUUCCGCGCCGUUGGCAAAAAAAAAAGUGGGAACAAC
Messenger RNA from Aspergillus aculeatinus CBS 121060, 504 nucleotides. RefSeq lists its product as uncharacterized. Bases 11 to 247 code for a protein of 78 amino acids. The transcript has a single exon. The record is from RefSeq and is a predicted model, not a curated record. Lineage: Eukaryota; Fungi; Ascomycota; Eurotiomycetes; Eurotiales; Aspergillaceae.